Molecule: messenger RNA, 933 nt
Organism: Papaver somniferum (opium poppy)
Lineage: Eukaryota; Viridiplantae; Streptophyta; Magnoliopsida; Ranunculales; Papaveraceae
Exons: 3
Coding region: 1-933 (310 amino acids)
Source: RefSeq, a predicted model, not a curated record
AUGAUAAAUGAAAACAUUCCAGAAAUUGAACCUGGGGAAAUAAGUUUUGGUAUGGCUUUUGGAUCCAUAGAAGAUUAUAGAGAUCAUUUAAGGGAAUAUUCAGUGUUGAAACAUAGGGAUUUUAAAGUGAAGAAGGCAGAUAGGACUAGACAUUAUGCAUAUUGUGUGAACAAGGGUUCCCAAGGAUGUGAAUGGAAAGUGAAUGCAAGACUGUGUCUAAAGGAAGGCACAAUCACAUUAAGAGAGUGUAACAUGAAACACACCUGUAAAAAUCUGAAUGCAAACCACAGUAGAAAAUGCAAUGCCAAAUUUGUAGCUGAAUAUUUGUUGAAGACUAUGGAUGUGGGUUCACCAGUGGACAAGGCAGAGCAUAUAGCCAAGAAGAUCAUUAGUCCCAAGUUGCAACUGACAUACCAUAUUGGGUUGCCAAUGAUGCAAGAGUAUAAAUUGGUUUUAGCAGAGUUGAAGGGAACUUUUGAGAGUUCUUACACAAAAGCACCACAACUGGUCACAACUGCUACUUCUUUGAACCCAAACAGCAUAGGACAUUUCAGUUGGACCAAAGAGGGUGAAGAUAACAGAUUUGAGUCUGUCAUUUUAGCCUAUGAUGCACAGAUAAAAGGUUUUUUGAAUGGUUGUAGAAAGGUAAUUGGCUUAGAUGGAGCUCACAUAAAUGGUAAGAUAGGUGGUACAAUGCUUGCAGCCACUGGUAUAGAUGGUCAGAAUGGGGUAUAUCCAAUUUGUGUGAUGUUUACUACAAGUGAAAAUGAAGAAAACUGGUUCCUGAUGUUGAAAGAAUUGAGGAAAAGGAUUCCAGAUAUGGAUAGACUUACCUUUAUUUCUGACAGAAUGAAGGGCAUACUUGAAUCAGUUAAAAGGCAUCUUUACUUGAAUUUCAUGACCAAGGGAUUCAGGAAUCCAAGACUAACAUAA